Messenger RNA from Erythranthe guttata (spotted monkey flower), 853 nucleotides. The record is from RefSeq and is a predicted model, not a curated record. NCBI's taxonomy places the organism in Eukaryota, Viridiplantae, Streptophyta, Magnoliopsida, Lamiales, Phrymaceae.
UUGUAAGGAUUCUCUAAUUUGAAGUGAGUAGUGACCCUAAUAACUUCAAGGUUUUCGGUUUCCAGCUUUGAUACUUAUGUCCAACCUAGCACUGAGGAUCGUAAUUGGAAUGCCUUGCAUGCUUGGUCUUUUGAUCUAUAAAUUUCGAAGAAGGCAUUUGUCAAUGUUCGACGUAAUUGAAGGCUUCCUGCAAAGUAACACAGAUCUCAAAACAAUCCGCUAUACAUACUCAGAUAUGAAGAAAAUCACAAAAGGCUUUCGAGAAAAACUAGGCCAAGGAGGCUACGGUUCUGUUUACAAAGGAAAACUUCGAAGCGGCCAUGAUGUAGCGGUCAAAGUACUUGCCAAGCCUAGCUCAAAUGGGCAAAAUUUCAUCAAUGAAGUAGCCACAAUUGGAAGGAUCCAUCAUGUUAAUGUGGUUAAACUUGUCGGGUAUUGUGCAGAAAGAUCCAAGCGCGCCCUUGUCUACGACUUCAUGCCUAAUGGUUCGCUCGAGAAGUACAUAUUUAAUAAGGAAAAAGGUAAUUCACUUAAUUUGAAGAGGAAGUACGAGAUUGCAAUUGGAGUGGCUCGUGGAAUUGAGUAUUUGCACAGAGGAUGCGACAUCCAAAUCCUGCAUUUCGACAUAAAGCCUCACAACAUACUUCUUGAUGAAAAUUUCACACCUAAAAUAUCUGAUUUUGGUCUGGCAAAGUUUUAUUCAACAGAUAAUACUACAGUGACUCUCACUGCAGUUAGGGGAACAAUAGGCUAUGUGGCUCCUGAGCUAAUGAAUAGAAGCAUCGGUGGAGUGUCUUACAAGGCCGAUGUUUAUAGCUUUGGGAUGUUGUUGAUGGAAAUGUUGGGGCUUAAC